Messenger RNA from Rhizopus microsporus ATCC 52813, 649 nucleotides. Its product is annotated as ubiquitin-conjugating enzyme. Gene Ontology annotation, cellular component: endoplasmic reticulum; cytosol. The transcript is spliced from 6 exons. Bases 15 to 533 code for a protein of 172 amino acids. The record is from RefSeq and is a predicted model, not a curated record. NCBI's taxonomy places the organism in Eukaryota, Fungi, Mucoromycota, Mucoromycetes, Mucorales, Rhizopodaceae.
GUUUCUAGAGUAGAAUGAACGGAAAUAGAACAGUGGGCUCGACCGCUUUAAAACGUCUCAUGACGGAAUAUAGAGAAUUAACACUGAAUGCACCCGAAGGUAUUACUGCAGGUCCCAUUGAUGAAAACAACUUUUUUGAAUGGGAAGCCUUGAUUGCAGGACCUGAAGGCACACCUUUUGAAGGUGGAUUAUUUCCUGCUACGCUCACUUUUCCUAAAGAUUAUCCUCUAAGCCCGCCUACGAUGAAAUUCACUUGUGAUUUCUUUCAUCCUAAUGUAUAUCCCAAUGGAACUGUCUGUAUUUCUAUAUUACAUCCGCCAGGAGAUGAUCCCAAUAUGUAUGAAAGCAGCUCAGAACGAUGGAGUCCUGUUCAAAGCGUCGAAAAGAUUUUGUUGAGCGUGGUCAGUAUGCUGGCAGAACCUAAUGAUGAAAGUGGAGCUAAUGUUGAUGCCUGUAAAAUAUGGAGAACAAACAGAGAACUCUAUAACCAAAUUGUAAGAGAAAAUGCAAUGAAGACAUUAGGUUUGCAGUAACAAACGAUGAAUAAUUUAAUAAAAUUGGAGGAUAUACAAAUAUAUAUAUGUACAAUAUAUAUUCAUACGAAAGAAGGAAAGAAAAAGAAAUGCUAAACAGAGAAAAGGAAAAAGAG